Messenger RNA from Trichechus manatus latirostris (Florida manatee), 6880 nucleotides. RefSeq names its product tripartite motif containing 2 (gene TRIM2). Bases 129 to 2363 code for a protein of 744 amino acids. The record is from RefSeq and is a predicted model, not a curated record. The transcript is spliced from 12 exons. Gene Ontology annotation, biological process: negative regulation of translation; protein polyubiquitination; proteasome-mediated ubiquitin-dependent protein catabolic process. Gene Ontology annotation, molecular function: protein binding; ubiquitin protein ligase activity; zinc ion binding. Lineage: Eukaryota; Metazoa; Chordata; Mammalia; Sirenia; Trichechidae.
GCAGGGAGCUGAGUCUCCAGAUCCGAGGAGGCUGGGACGCGUCUCCGAUACACAGGCGUGGCUGUUAUGGAACACGGCAGCAGCGUGCAGGGUCAAAGACAACCGGACCCCCAUGUCAGUGGUCUAGGAUGGCCAGUGAAGGCACCAACAUCCCAAGUCCUGUGGUACGUCAGAUUGACAAGCAGUUUCUGAUCUGCAGUAUAUGCCUGGAACGGUACAAGAAUCCCAAGGUUCUCCCCUGCCUGCACACUUUUUGCGAGAGGUGCCUGCAGAACUACAUUCCCGCCCACAGCUUAACCCUCUCCUGCCCUGUGUGCCGCCAGACCUCCAUCCUGCCCGAGAAAGGGGUGGCUGCGCUCCAGAACAACUUCUUCAUCACAAACCUGAUGGACGUGCUGCAGCGAACGCCAGGCAGCAACGCUGAGGACUCUUCCAUCUUGGAGACGGUCACUGCUGUGGCUGCAGGAAAGCCUCUCUCCUGCCCAAACCACGAUGGGAAUGUGAUGGAAUUUUACUGCCAGGCCUGUGAGACCGCCAUGUGUCGUGAGUGCACCGAGGGGGAGCACGCGGAACACCCCACCGUUCCGCUCAAGGACGUGGUGGAGCAGCACAAGGCCUCACUCCAGGUCCAGCUGGAUGCUGUCAACAAAAGGCUCCCAGAAAUUGAUUCAGCUCUUCAGUUCAUCUCGGAAAUCAUUCAUCAGCUAACCAACCAAAAGGCCAGCAUUGUGGAUGAUAUUCAUUCCACUUUUGAUGAGCUCCAGAAGACAUUAAACGUGCGAAAGAGUGUGCUGCUUAUGGAACUGGAGGUCAACUAUGGCCUCAAACAUAAAGUCCUUCAGUCGCAGCUGGAUACUCUGCUCGAGGGGCAGGAGAGUAUUAAGAGCUGCAGCAACUUCACGGCUCAGGCCCUAAAUCAUGGCACCGAGACCGAGGUGCUGCUGGUCAAGAAGCAGAUGAGCGAGAAGCUGAACGAACUUGCUGACCAGGAUUUCCCGUUGCACCCUCGGGAAAACGAUCAGCUGGACUUCAUCGUGGAAACCGAGGGGCUGAAGAAGUCCAUCCACAACCUCGGGACGAUUUUAACUACCAACGCUGUUGCCUCUGAGACGGUGGCCACAGGCGAGGGGCUGCGGCAGACCAUCAUCGGGCAGCCCAUGUCCGUCACCAUAACAACCAAGGACAAAGACGGGGAGCUCUGCAAGACCGGCAACGCCUACAUCACCGCGGAACUGAGCACCCCCGAUGGGAGCGUGGCAGACGGAGAGAUACUAGACAACAAGAACGGCACCUAUGAAUUUCUGUAUACUGUCCAGAAGGAAGGGGACUUCACCCUCUCUCUGAGACUCUAUGACCAGCACAUCCGAGGCAGCCCCUUUAAACUGAAAGUGAUCCGCUCGGCUGAUGUGUCUCCCACCACUGAAGGUGUGAAGAGGCGCGUGAAGUCCCCGGGGAGCGGCCAUGUAAAGCAAAAGGCUGUGAAGAGACCCGCCAGUAUGUACAGCACUGGGAAACGAAAAGAGAAUCCCAUCGAAGACGAUCUGAUCUUUCGAGUGGGUACCAAAGGAAGAAAUAAAGGAGAAUUUACGAAUCUUCAGGGGGUAGCUGCAUCUGCAAGUGGAAAGAUAUUAAUUGCAGACAGUAACAACCAAUGUGUGCAGAUAUUUUCCAAUGAUGGCCAGUUCAAAAGUCGUUUUGGCAUACGAGGACGCUCUCCUGGGCAGCUGCAGCGGCCCACAGGAGUAGCUGUGCAUCCCAGUGGGGACAUAAUCAUUGCAGACUACGAUAACAAAUGGGUCAGCAUUUUCUCUUCAGAUGGGAAGUUUAAGACAAAAAUUGGAUCAGGAAAAUUGAUGGGACCCAAAGGAGUUUCCGUGGACCGCAAUGGGCACAUCAUUGUGGUGGACAACAAAGCGUGCUGUGUGUUUAUCUUCCAGCCAAACGGGAAGAUAGUCACCAGGUUUGGUAGCCGAGGAAAUGGGGACAGGCAGUUUGCAGGUCCUCAUUUUGCAGCAGUAAAUAGCAAUAAUGAAAUUAUUGUUACAGAUUUCCAUAACCAUUCUGUCAAGGUAUUUAACCAGGAAGGAGAGUUCAUAUUGAAGUUUGGCUCAAAUGGAGAAGGAAAUGGGCAGUUUAAUGCUCCAACAGGUGUAGCGGUGGAUUCAAAUGGAAACAUCAUUGUGGCAGACUGGGGAAACAGCAGGAUCCAGGUUUUUGAUGGAAGCGGAUCCUUUUUGUCCUACAUUAACACAUCUGCUGACCCACUCUACGGCCCCCAGGGCCUGGCCCUAACUUCAGAUGGCCAUGUUGUGGUUGCAGACUCUGGAAAUCAUUGUUUCAAGGUCUAUCGAUACUUACAGUAACGGUGGGCAGCUAGGCACCCCCUUGCAAAGAUCUUGCACUAUAAACUGGAAUGGAUUUCUCAAUGUAGGACCAGGUUAUGACUAGAUUUUUUGUGCUCGAAGGAAUCAUUGGUGAACUUGCCAAGGUUGUGUCUGAAUGUAACAAUUUCCUUAAGACUGCAUAUCUGAUUUCCAUAAUUCAUGUUUAGGGUUAAAAGACAAAACAAAAAAACUCUUCUACUGAAUCUAUAAAAACUGCAAAGUUUUACACCUGUGAACUAUGGCUUAUAGAACAGGGAUUUAUGUAGUUAAACUAAUUUUUCAAAUCAAACAAACAUUUUAAAAAACUAGAAUAUUUAAAGGUAUUUGUUAAUCCUGUGAAUGGUAGUUUUAGCUCAGAGUUUCCAAAAAAACAAAACAAGAACAAAAUCUGUUGUAGUUAUACACUUUAUUUAACCUAGGUCACAAGACCCGGGGAAUCUUCUAACCUCACUUUCACAGUAGGUAUUACUCUCGUGACUUUUUUUUGGCCAUUGGUAACUAUAUAUAAAUUACUUUAAGAAAAAAAUAAGGCUGUCUUGCAAAAUUCUCCCAACUCUGAUUGGCAGGCCUUGCGUUUAGCACCUGAGAAUCAAUGCAAACUUCCCAGCUUUUCUGGGUUAGAUCAAAGAUCCUUUUUGUGCAUUCUUUUCUUCUCUUUUGUGCUCACCUUGCAUCAGAAAACAAAGUACAUUUUCAGGGAGAGCUGAAAUUCCUAAUGCUUUGAAAAGUUAUUAGAAGAGUCAUGCUACCUUCUGGUAAACAAACGGCCCCAUGAACUCCAGGUUAACGCACUGGAAUGUAAUCAAGAAAAGGUUAGUCACGUUGUAGGUGCCGUGUUCUCACGUGUCUCUCCUUUUCCACUUCGUGAAAGCGAAAGCUUUACCUUCUGCAAAAUUUCAGAACAUGUAGUAGGACACCAGUGUCCUAGGACAGAGAGCCAUAAGUAGCGCUUUGGAGGACUGAUGGUGUCAACCAAAGGCAUGUGAGUGAUUAAUGGCUUCCCGUUAGAAAGCAAAUGUUACCAAAGUUGUGUUUUCUCAAAAGCAUUACAGGUAAGGGCAUGUUAAUGGUUAUUGAUCAUUGUCUAAUGAGUAGUAGAGGUGUUACGGGACUAUGUAUACAUGAUUAGGGUAAGGUAGAAUGUAUCAUAUAUAUAAAUAAAUAUAUAGCUGAAUCUUUGGUGUAUUGAAAUAGGCAGCACUCUGAAAGACAGACAGAUGUUGUCCAGCCCCUCCAGCACAUUCCUUGACGGUGCGUUGUCAAGCCGUCCUAGCAAAGCCAGCCCUAAAGCAGAUUCGUUCUUGCCAUUUUCCAGCAAUGGUGGUGGUGGCUGACUUAGUCAGAAAAAGACCUGUGCUUUUAAAAAAAAAAGAUGUCAAAAGAAAAUGAAAGUUCAACUUAAGUUAUGUUUAAUUUAAAAUUUAAUUUGAAGUAAGUCUGAAUGCAUUUUGAGAAUAGUCAAUAGUUAAUGUGUCAUUUAUACUGUAAAUUAAGAUGCAGUCUACUUCCAGUGUUCAAUUUUCUACUCAGUUCUACCAAAUAGGAUGUCAUGUUUGGCAUUCUUGAUAAUAUGACUUUGGGAUCUUUUUCACUGAAAGCACCUUAGAACUGUACUACAAGAAAACAUUUCCCAUUUGUAUAAUUAUAUGAAUGUGAUGUUUAUUAUUUAUUAAUUUAUAAUUCAGUCAUUCUGUUACUGUAAAAUUUUUAAAUUUUUAAAAGGAAAAUCUAGCUACUUCCAAUUGUUUAUUAAAUCUACUAUGCCCAAAUCAACCUCUGAAAAAAAAUUUUUUUCAGGAAGAUUUACUUUUAGGUUUAGUAUUUUUUUUGGUGAGAGUUUGAAAAAUAUUUGAGCCUAUGAUAAAGUUCUAAAAUUCAAUAGCAUUUUUAGAAUGUUAAACUAAGACACUGUUUCCAAACAUCAGUGAAAUGAGCCUAUGAAUUCAAACAUUCCUAUUUCCUGAGUGCUGACUAGGUGCCAGGCACUGUUCUAGGCACUGGGGAUAUAGUGACGGAUACAACAGACAAAAAUUCCUGCCCUCUUGGAGCCUACAUUCUGGGGAGGACAUUUCGUUUUGCCUUUUCCUAACAUUCUGCAUAGAGCAUAGGCUAGACUCUUGAUGGUUCUUACACUGUUUAGGAGAAAACUUGUAAAAUUGGUUAAAUUAAUUUUAGUUUAUUUUAACAAGUAAAAAUGGCUUCCUAUUUACAUUCUAAGGAGCCCUGGUGGCGCAGCAGUCAGAGGUUCAAACCCACCAGCCACUCUGCAGGAGAAAGAUGUGGCAGUCUACUUCCGUAAAGAUUACAGCCUUGGAAACCCUGUGGGGCAGUUCUCCUCUGUCCUGUAGAGCCAGUAUGAGUCAGAAGAGACUUGACAGCAGUGGGUUUGGGAUUUAGAUUCUGUCACAGGGUAUUGAUCUUAAGACUAGUUUAUUUACAUUUUUUUGCACAACAUUUAAAUUGUAUUUGUGAACUUAGAAGUGAACUUAUAAACUAACCAGCCAUCAUUAUCAUAUCAGGCUGGACAUCUCAAUAGUAGAUCAGAUACAAAAUUAAUUUUUUACAUGUCAAUAUUGGGACAAACUGGAAUGAAAGAAUACUUUGAUUCAGACCUGUUGCACCAUCUGUUGCUAAUACACAUGCUUAUGGACACUCCAGCAAACACAAUAUUUUUCUCCAAAAAAAAAUUUUAAUCAUACAUGUUGAAGUAUAGAUUAACAUUUCAUACUUGGAUACAUAUUUGCAUUUAUUCUAUUUCUUGUUAAGGAUAUUUUAGGGGGAAACGUGCUGCUGAUAAGAUACAAAGAGACAAGAUUGAAAUGAAAUUUUGUCACAUCCUAUUGAAAAUGGUUUCUGGUAAACUGAGAAGGAUAUUAAAAGGAGUAGCUUUUUUCUGGGCUACCAUUAUUGUUAGAUUCCUCUUUGUCAAAUGUACAGAACCUGUUACACAUUCAUGAUAAGUAGCACUGAAAUAUUUCUCAUUCAGAUUUCCCCCUGGGCACUUACGGCAAAAUACUGCCAGUUAGAAUUUAAAGGUCAGUGACGAUGACUUUCCUCCCAAUACAGAGCUCCCCUGCUGGACAUGGGGACAUGGGCCAUAGGGAGUCACUUGACUGACCAUCCAGAAACGCAUGAAUAAUAAUCCUUUAUGUAGUGUUUGUUUUUCGUUUUUUUUUUUUAAGUAGUACUUGGCAUUUUAAUCAAACUUUAGUCUCCAGUAACUAUACAAACCCCGAAGUUUCCUUAUUUUAAUUUACUCUUCGAUUAACCAAGAUUUGAGGCAAACAAGUACUGCAGAUCCAUGCAACUAGAACACACUUGCUUCUGCUAGUAAGUAUACAGGGUAUGUCUUAACUCAGAGUUAACUGGAAUAGCAGUAUAAUAGCAAGUAUCCGUGGAUCCUUAACAUUCAAGGGUUAACAUAAAUGCUUCUGGUAAUACCUACUGAGUUAAUUGGAAGAAAUAUCAAAUAAACAUCAGGUAAUCUGCAGAUUACUUCAAAUGGGAAAAAUCUUUUUGUACGUUUGGACUCUGUAGUAUCCUUUCUAUUUGCCAGCUUCUGCAAAGAGAGAAGUAUUUUAGUUUAAUAAUUUAAAAAGAAGACACUUCCAGGUUGGGUAAAAUUGCAGCUAUUUGAUGCAAACAUUAUCUAAUUUUGCUUAAAAAUGAAAGUUGUAAUACUGUUGCAUUCUGUAAAUGUUGCAGGGUUUUAAACUUUACAAUUAUUUUAAUAUUUUUGAUAACUAAGAAUCUAGUAUUGCCAUAAAGGAAACUAAGUGCCCAUUAAAGAUCUGUUUGUUACAAAGAAAUAAUUUUUUUGUUUUGUUUUAAAUGACAGUAAGCUACAAAUCAUGAUGUUAAUCUUAAAAACUUUCUGAAGAUGAACCGUGUGGCAGUGAUUGUGUGGUCUGUUUGUGGAGAAUGUAUGAAAGUUAUUAAUAUUUUAGUAUAGAUUAAUAAAUUGGCUAUGUUGUUCCAAUGAAUGUACAGCACUUCCAUUAACUUUUGAAAGCAACACAGCCUUAAUCUAAAUGCUUUUGCUUUAUGACACAGGAAUGUUCUGUCAUCCGCAGAGUGUAUUCUUGUAGUAGAAUCCUUUUAUCAUUCUCAAUUCUAUAGCCUUUCGCCCCUGUGUAUGAAGGCUUUUUGCUUCCCUUUUUUUUUUUAAAUUUUGUACAUUCCAUCUUUAUAGGUCUGUUUCAUACGUCUGUGUAUAGAACACUGUCUUGCGCUCUUUGACAUUGGUUCUGAUAUAUUCUUUUCAUUUGUUCUUUUAUGACUCAAAAUGCUGACUGUCUAUUUAAAGAAAAGAAUGAACUCUGUGCAUCAAAGUGUUUGUACGUUCGUAGCUACGUAUGUACCACAGUAUUUUGGAUGCUUUAGUCUACAAUAAAAUUUUAAAUUAAUUGUCUUGAAAGAUAGGAGAAACAAGAUUCAUAUGCUAUCGUUACCAUGCACAGAAUCGCAAAUCAUUAUAAUAAAGCUUGUUUUCUCCA